CUUAGUACUACCUAAGGUACCCUCCAGGUAGUGAGACUCCCAAACGCAUAAGGUUCAGUUGGGAUUGGUGAGGAACGACAAGAGGAUUCUCCCUUAUUACUCCGUAAUAGUGCUCGAGGGUUAGGAGCCUGCCAGUCAUGUCAGCUCGCGGCCAGCUGCUGUAUCCGAUAAUGAUAAGCAUCGAACCCCACUGAAUCUCGUAUCUUAUCGAGCAGUGUGUCUAGGAAAUUUUGGGAUUGCAGGCAGUCGAGCUUGCUGUCGCCGACGCCGACACAGAAAAGGAAUAGCAGCCCCUAUCACGCAGAAUGGGUCGCGAACUACAAAAGCGCAAGCGGCGCUCGUCGCGCCCGAAGGUCACGAUGCCCAACCGGCGCAAGAAGGCGCUCAAUCCACUGGGCAACGACAUCAUCGCCAAGAGCUGGAACAAGAAAGAAACCCUCUCUCAGAACUACAGCCGCUUCGGCCUGGUCGCCAAGCUAGGCAAAACCACGGGCGGCAUCCUGCCCAACAACAAAUCCGUCAUCUCCACCACCUCCCGGGACCCGCUCGCCGUGAAGUCCGCCGACCAAGGCUUACUACAAGUCCGCGAAGUAAAAGUCGAGCGCGACGCCUCGGGCCGGAUCACGCGGGUCCUGCAUGACAGUAACCCGCUCAACGAUCCGCUGAAUGAGCUGGAUUCCGACUCAGAGCAGCAACAGGAGGCAGAGAAGGAAAGGCAACGACAGAGGAACUAUGAAGAAUGGAGUGGCUUUGAGGCGGACAAGGACAGCAGUGAAAGGCCCGAAGUGCUCCGUGCGCUGGAACGGGAGGCCAGCCGGCCGACCGAGAAGCACGAGCGGCAUGCGAGCGACCGGGAGAUCGAGUGGCUGCGGCGCUUGGUCGACCGGCAUGGAGACAACACGGCGGCGAUGGCGAGGGAUGUGAAGCUCAAUCCCAUGCAGCAGACUGCGGGGGACAUCAGGAGGAGGUUGAAGAAGGCGGGUUUGCUGGCUGCAUGAUGCCUGGGUUGUCAGGCUGGGGAGUAGGAAAGGUCGGCCGCAGGGACAGUAUGUUAUGUUCGUCAAGCAAUUGGGCAACUGGAAAUUGGAAGCCUAUCGAGGAUUGCUUGGCUUUUGCAAGAGGACAAGACACAGGCGCUGAAUGCAGCCUGCAAAAGAGGACCAACGCUUAGUGUUUACCCAUAUAACUGGCGUUCGGCGUUACAUGAUGAGGAAACAUAAACCAGGGACCGGUCCUGCAAUUCAAGAAUAGGUAUCAAA
Molecule: messenger RNA, 1259 nt
Organism: Chaetomium strumarium
Lineage: Eukaryota; Fungi; Ascomycota; Sordariomycetes; Sordariales; Chaetomiaceae
Product: ribosome biogenesis protein Nop16
Exons: 2
Coding region: 306-998 (230 amino acids)
Biological process (GO): ribosomal large subunit biogenesis
Cellular component (GO): nucleolus
Source: RefSeq, a predicted model, not a curated record